Molecule: messenger RNA, 1701 nt
Organism: Hydractinia symbiolongicarpus
Lineage: Eukaryota; Metazoa; Cnidaria; Hydrozoa; Anthoathecata; Hydractiniidae
Product: adaptin ear-binding coat-associated protein 1-like
Exons: 8
Coding region: 83-814 (243 amino acids)
Biological process (GO): endocytosis
Cellular component (GO): clathrin vesicle coat; membrane
Source: RefSeq, a predicted model, not a curated record
UGCAUCUGCUUCGCUAAGCGAAGAGUACAGACAGAAAAGACGAAGGAAGCAAAAGCAGUGACAGAACUUGGAGUUAAAUAAAAUGGGAGAUGAUUACGAACGUAUUAUUUGUGUAAAGCAGGAAGUAUUUGUAUACAAGAUCCCUCCAAGACAGAGUAGUCGAGGCUACAGAGCUGCUGAUUGGAAACUUGAUCAGCCAGAUUGGUCGGGAAGACUUCGUAUUGUUGUAAUAAAUAAUAAAUGUGUAAUAAAAUUUGAAGAUAAAACAUCAGGUGAACUGUUUGCACAGGCACCCAUUACUGAAUAUCCUGGACCUUCAGUGGAAUCUGUUUCAGACAGCAGUAGAUACUUCGUAAUAAAAAUACAAGAUGAUGGAGGUCGACAUGCUUUCAUUGGAAUGGGCUUCUCUGACAGAGGUGAUUCGUUUGAUUUUAACGUGUCUCUUCAAGAUCAUUUCAAGCGAGAAAAAGUAGAAGAUAAUCUAUCCGCUGGAACAGCAGACCCUCCGCUUGAUUUAAGGUUCAAAGAAGGUCAAACUAUUAAAAUAAAUUUUGGAAAUAAAAGUGAACAAGAUACGAAGCCAAGACCGAAAGCAAAUACAGAGAGCAUCGGUAUACUUCCGCCACCGCCCGGUGGUGUGGCAAAAAUUGCGCCGCCACCAGGUAGUACGCAAACGACGACGAGACAACAAACUCCUUCUCAACCGCCGACGCAACAACCGACUUCUCAACCGACAACGACAGAUUGGGGAGAUUUUGCUGCGUUCUCAAAUAAUGACUCCUCGAAAGAAUCAUCGAAUUGGGUACAAUUUUAAUUACCUAGUCAAAUUAGCGAUGCAAGAUCUGGAAAAUGUUUUUUUUGGUGAUUGCAAAUAUUUUCAAAUAAAAACACAGAAAAAUGAAUGACAGAUACAAUAUGUUGGUGCACGGUACCAUGAAAAUUAAAAUGAUACGACGAAUCAAGCAAUCAAGCACAGCUAUUUAAUCCUUGCUGGAUUUUACAUGGAUUACAUUUUAUUUGCAUCUCAAACUUUCUUCCACAUACAAACUAUUCAAUUUUUACCGCACACACUCUUUCGCGAAUUUAUGUAUGCGAUUAUGUUGUUAUUUUGCUCGUGUAUGUUUUUAUUUUUUUUAAUAAUAUAUGGCUAGUUUUGUAAUUUAGGUUGUGUAUUGUUUUUGUGAGUGGUCGGUAUGUUGUAACAUGGUGGCCAGCCAAUUUUUAUUCUCACCAACUUUUUUAUCACUAAAUUGACAAUUUCACUGACAACUACUACGUAAAGUUGACAGUUGAAUUUUUGUACCACAAAAUUUCCUGACUUUUCCCUGGACUAUUUCAAUCAGUUUUGAAAUUCCCUGACUUUCCUACAUUCUCCAGGUUAUUACACCGCUGGUCAUUCUGUUUGAUUAAGGACAAAAAAAUAUAAACUUUUUUCGCGCUCAUAUGUAUGAUUCUGAUACAAUGUUAUUGUUCGUCUACAUUUUGUUUUCUUCCAUAUUUGUGUCUUGUGGUGAAUUGAAAAUCAUUUAUUCCGCACAGGAGACUGUUACAUAGUAUGUUUCCUAUGUACAGGUUUGAUUGUGUUAUUUUUCUUAUGUACAGGUUUGGUUGUGUUAUUUUCCGCGUUUUUUUAAACGGUGUAGCAUACUAAUGUUUGCUGGUAUUAAUUUUCACGAGUAUAUAUAUAGUUAGAUCCUUGAA